AUGGCUACUCCUGGCCAACCAAGCCCAGAGCAAAUGGCGGCCAUGCAACAGCAGUUCGCCGCCGAAGCCGCCAAACGAGGGAUGACGCCGCAGCAAUUCGCCGCAAAGCAACGUGAGCAGCUGGCUGCCGAUGCCGAAAAGCUCGGUUUGACUACUGAACAAUAUGUUGCGCAGUUGCGCAUGCGAGCAAUGCAAGCACACCAAGCGCAACAGAAGCUCCAGGCUGAACAACAGGGUCAAGCUGCACCAGAAGGACAACAAGCUCAGCCCGCACCCCAGCACCAACACACAACCACACAGCAGGUUCCUGUGAACCCCAACAAUCCUCCGGACCCAAAGGCGAUAGCUGUGGCCAACUGGCUGCGGUCGCAAAAUCUCAAGCCACGUACAUGUAUCAUGGACGGACAGCGCAAGGACAUGUUCAAGGUCAAGCGCGCAAUCCGAGCCAUUGAAUCCCCUGCCUACGCCAAAGCCGCCUCAAAGAAGAACUCCCUCCUCCCCCCAGUGACCGACCGCGCCUCCGCUGAGAACGUCUUCAAGCUUCUUCCGCUUUCCCUUCUGGCUCUCCGAGUGAGCAAGGUUGAUCCCCAUGAAGGACACAACCAUGCCAAACCCAAGAACCGCACUAAGGGUCUAUGGACCGUGAAGAUUGAACAGCACCAGGAGACCGAUCCUAUGAUGCAUUACGUUUGGUUGUACGACGGUCCGCAGUGGAAGCAAAAGGCUAUGGCCGCUGCCGUUGUUGCGGGUAUUUUCGCCGUUGUCCUCUUCCCGUUGUGGCCUAUGAUUAUGCGCCAGGGAGUGUGGUAUCUGAGUGUUGGUAUGAUGGGACUGCUGGGUCUCUUCUUUGCCAUGGCUAUCUUCCGUUUGAUUCUAUUCUGCAUUACUGUCUUCACCGUGGCUCCGGGUCUCUGGCUAUUCCCCAAUCUCUUUGAGGAUGUCGGAUUCUUCGACAGUUUCAAGCCUCUAUGGGGCUGGCAAGAGACAAAAAAGAGCAAAAAGGCUAGCAAAUCCAAGGCUAAAGCCUCUGCUCCCGCUCCAGUUACCGCAGCUGCUCCCUCGACAAACGCCCCCUCGGCAACCACAAGCUCUGCCGAGCCCACUUCCACCCCAUCCACAGUCGCAGCCCGACGAGGUUUGACCGCAAGUGUGGAAGAGGUGGAGGAGUAG
Penicillium griseofulvum is the source of this 1170-nucleotide messenger RNA. Its product is annotated as Sec62 family protein translocation protein. The coding region runs from base 1 to 1170 and encodes 389 amino acids. The record is from RefSeq and is a predicted model, not a curated record. The transcript is spliced from 3 exons. Lineage: Eukaryota; Fungi; Ascomycota; Eurotiomycetes; Eurotiales; Aspergillaceae. Gene Ontology annotation, biological process: post-translational protein targeting to membrane, translocation. Gene Ontology annotation, cellular component: endoplasmic reticulum membrane; endoplasmic reticulum.